AUGCAAAAUGAAACGCUUUCCUAUGUGAGUUUUUCCAUCGAAAUUUUCCUCUUUCCUGUGACUUUUGUUCGAAAACGACAGUUGGCACGCAUCGAGUGGAGCCCAUUAAUUAGACGAAAAGCGAUAGAAAUCGCGUUGGGGCGCGAGUCGCGACGACGGUGUAAAUUUAUGGUGUGAACUCGCAGUCGCUCUUCCAUUUUUCUGCGAAUUCUAGGCCGCCAAAGCCCGCAAAAUUCCAACUUUCGCUUCAAAAUGCUCAAUUUCUCGAAAUAUUCGCUGUAAUUCGCCUGUUUUCUGCGAACAAUUCAAGACUCGCCUUCGAAUUUUGCGAACCGACUGCAGUAGAGCGCGAUUGCAACCUUUCCCUCAAAAUAUCCAGAAAAACGUAAUUUUUCACUUCCCAGCCCGUUUUUUGGUGUAAUUCACGAAAAGAGCAAACCAAAAACGCGAGACUUUGUCAUUUCUUCGCAAAAACCUCAUUUUCUGCUCGAUUCACACCAAUUCUCGACAAAAUGCGCUGAAAAACCCGUUUCAAGGCUCUCGUUAGUUCUCGUCAUCAUCCAAAAAUUGCACUAUUGAAUGGCACAAGACGUAUAAGUACCGAUUCCAAGGUUGGCCAUGUAACAUAAUCCUUUCAUGGCUGCCACGUGUCCUCGCUCCAUCGUUAUUACCCGUCGUCGUCGUCUUAAUCGCCGUCCGACGACAAAAGACAUGUCUGCGAACCGUUAAAUUGAUGAGAGAGUCAAAAAACGUCGAUUCCCUUUGAACCAGGUCAUUCGGAAUGGCUGUUCAUAACCUGUUGAUUGUUCCUCUUUUCCUUGACCGACCCCCCUCGUCGGCCGAGAAAAGAAGUAGAAAAAGAAACGUGCUAAUUUCCGUCCGUUCGCCCCACUCUUGCGAGGUGCGAAAAGGGGGGGUUACGGCGGUUUGUGAUGACUGAUAAUAGAGUGGCGGUGGUGGUGACCUUUUUGAUAAAAACGAUGAUAGCAGUUGGCACUGUACUAGUAAUAGUAGUACUAUGAGAAAGAAGAAGAACGCGCGAUCUUUUCACGCUUCGUCUCACAGCCGCCCGUCGCACGCGCCAUUUGAAGGUGAUAUCGCCGCCGCCCGAAUGAUAUGAAUCGGGAAAUAUAUGCUAACUAUGCUACAGAAGGGAAUCCGAGACAUUCCGAAAGGGCGAAAGUGAUUCUGAUGUGAAAUGACGUGACGCUACUGCUUUCUUUUGUUGUGCCGCCGCCGCGCUCAAUCGCUUCAAUUUUGUGCGAGAGACCGGGAAAAUUGGAAGAAUUUCGCGAAAUUUAAAAUAAUUGUCGGUUGUUCCCGAAAUUCUGACGACAUUUCGUACGAAUUUCGUGAAAAUCCUGAAAAUUCAAAUUUCGACCGUCUUUUUGGCGGUAGAGCGCGCUUGCAUUGUAUUCUCGUGGAAAAAACAGUUCGUCGCGCAUUUUAUCCUCUUCUCGCCUCUUUUUUUGCUGAAUUUACAUGUAAAAACCUGCAAAAUAGAGUUUUCAGCCACUUUCGCGCGUUUUUUUUUGCCUUGAAUUGACAGUAGAGCGCUUGCUUUGUUUUUUCCUGGAAAAACUGUUCAAAAACGAUAAUUUACGUUUCCGUCACUUUUUUGCUGAAUUUACGCGUAAACUUCUGAAAAUUUAGAGCUAGCGCGAUUGCAUUGUAUUCUCUCGGAAAAUAUCUUGAAGUUCUGCUGAUCUCGCUGUCCUUUAGGUUUUUUGCGAAAUUUACACGCACCUCACCCGCCGCUGACCUGGAAUUAUCUGAAAAUAGAUUAGAUGACGGGGAAGUGCAAACAAUUCGAUGAUUCGUCACCGCUUUCCACUUCUCCACCGUCUUUUGACACAAACUUUACCGCAAAAUCAAAUUAGUCUCCGGCGGCGACGGAUGACGAAUAAAAAGUGCAAUUACGUCUAAAACGGGUGUGUCCGUCCUUCCUCCUUUUCCCAGGCGCGACGCGUCCUUCAAGACGAACUGAUUUGCAUAUACACUCUUCGACUGUCCAUGUUUGGAUGGCAAGUCAUUGUAAUUAGUAUUUAGGAACCAGUUUUGAUCGGGGAGAAACAUGGGAGAAUUAGGAUCAGAAUGCGAAUGAGAAUGAGUAUUUUGCAGGCCCGACUGAAAAAUGUGGUGGGUCGGAGCGGCGUGACCGUCAACGGAAUCGCUCUUCACCACGCGUCCGACACCCUGCUUCAGGUGGCCGGCAGCUCGAUCAUCGUCAGCUCGACGGCCACCACCGACCGAUUCGAGGGACAUCUCAUCUCGGCGACGAAACAACAGUUCACGUGUGUGGCAGUCACCGCGUGCGGAAAGUAUGCGGCCACCGGCGAAACGGGCCACCAGCCGGCGGUCCGUCUCUGGCAGCUCCGUGACGAUCAGGGCAACUUUGUGGGCCGGCUCGUGCGGACGAUGCAGGCGCACACAGUCUCUGUGACCAUCGUCCGAUUCACGCCCGACGACAGCACACUCAUCUCGGUCGGCUGCCAGCACGACGCGCAAAUCAUAACGUGGGACUGGAGGAACGGACACGAUCUUGGAGUCGGCAAGCUGAUGUCGCCGGUGAACGCGAUGACGAUCUCGUUCGACAGCAGCAUGUGCGUGACCGUCGGCAGCAAGUCCGUCAAGUAUUGGUUCCUGCCGAUGGCGUCCGACGGAGUCAGCAAGCGAACAGGGUUGACGGUAGGGAAGAGAGCAGGAGGGGAAUUUUCGGAAAUACAACGAUUUCAGAGUCGAUCAGCUAUCCUGGCUGAUAAGAGAAACGUGAACUUUGUGGAUGUGGCAUUCUGCGACACAACGAAUCGAAUGGUGGCGGUGACGUCGAACGGAGAGAUUCUCGAGUUUAACGGCAACAAAAAAGUAUGUCGUUUUUCUCUCUCAUUGAUAUUUUCCGUGUUUGAUUAUCGCUUAUCAUUUCAGUACGUGAAGUGCUAUUCUUGGAAGGAAAGUGGGGACUUCAAGGCGGUAUGUCUGGCCAGAAUCCCGGAGGGUCUUCUCGUCGGCUGCUCCGACGGCCUCGUCCGACUCUUCUGUCUCAUCGGCGACGAUUUGGACUUUCUGGCAGAUCUUGCUCCGCCCACGCAUCUUUUUCUGGAUCCUUCGAACGUUUACGAGCCGGAGCAGCUGCAGAAUCAUCCGGAAGAUGCGAUAUUCCCGGAGCCCCGUUGCCUCGUCGCCUCUUCCUCGAGCUCCUCGUUCGUCGUCGGCUACUCCGAUCGUUCGCUCAUCGAGUUUGCCCGUGAGAACAAGACGUGGUCGUUCCGAAGGGCCAGCCUCGGACACACUGGAUCCGUGAACUGCAUCGAAUCGUUCCCCUCUUCCUCGCCGUGCCUUCCAGCCGGAACAGUGAUCACCGGCGGUGCCGACGGGACCGUCAGGUUCUGGAACUUUGGCGGAGAGACCGACGACAAGAAGGACAUUGCGAACAUUCUCUGCCCGUCACUUCUCAAAGUUAUCUACUUGGACGAGACGCCAGAGUUACUCAUCGACAAACGAAAUUGUGAGUUUAACAAAUUCAGAUGCACAUGUUGUUUUUAAUUUCAGUAGAAUCGAUCGGUCCUUCGAACGAAGAGCAGUCAUCGGCGACGUCGGGAGUUUUGUGCACACGUGUGACCCAUGACGGACGGAUGAUGAUCGCCGGAACAGCUACCGGGAUGCUUUAGUGAGUAUUCAACGUCAUUUGUGUUCAUUUGUUCUCUGCUUAUUUCAGUCUCAUCGACCUCUCCUUCUCGGAUACUCCGAUCAUCGACGUCAUCAACGCGCACGACACCGAAGUCGCCUCCAUUGACUUCUCCGAUCACGCACACACAACGUCCCGUGAUCAGCCAAUGUUUCUGGCGUCCGGGGGACGUGACCGCUUCGUUCACGUCUUCAGACGCAUCCCCUACAGCAGUAAAUUCGUACAUUGUGCCGUGCUCGACGGACAUCAGGCGUCGAUAAAGUCGAUCAAGUUCGCGGCGGUGAACGGACAACUUCAUCUGUACACGGCGGCCACCGAUCGCAGUCUGAUCAUCUGGAAGCUCGACUCGUUCUCCGAGCAGCAUUGUCAGUUCACGCGAGCGCAGCAGAUCUCCGUUCCCUCGAGCAUAGGAGACAUGGAAUUCGUAAAGUACGUGGAUUCACUCGUCGUCGCUGGCCAUGACAGGAUGCUCCGACAGUUUGACAUCAACGGAAAACCGAUUCGAGAGGUGAAGGGGACCGACGAUGACGUGGCACACACUGGAAAGAUCCAGAAGGUAGCCGUCGACGCGUCGGGCUCCUACGCCAUCUCCGUGUGCUCCGACAAGUUUGUCUACGUGACCGACCUGCGAACCGGCGCGUGUCUGGCGGUUUUGUGUGGAUUCGGAGCGCCGCCGACGGACGCCACGUUCUCCGACGACUUCAAAACGGUGCUGGUGACGACCGCGAACGGCGCCAUCUUUAUUUGGCAGCUCGCGAAAAACGUGACGGAACGAAUGAUCUCGGCACAAGUUCGACUCAUGGAAGAAGUAACCAUGAGGUAAGUGGGCCAACAUCGAUCCGCGGAGGCGACACACAAAAAGAUGUGUAUCGCUCUGUCGGGGGUGCCCGAGAUUCGCAUCUAUUUCGACUUUCGCUCGCUUCUCCCCGCUUUUUCAUAACAAUAAUUCGCCUUCUCAUUCCUCACUCUUCCAAAUUCUUUUCACCUUUUUCAGAACUGCCACUCCGGACAGCCUACUCGGCAGCGGAAGUGAGACAAUCAGCGGCGACUCGAGCUCGUUUGCCCGUCCGCUCGGAGCUCCAGAAUUCUCGGGAAGCUCCGCCUCUCUCUACUCGGACGACGACUCGACCCGCUUCUCCUCGUCGGUCCGAAGUAGCCGCACGAAACGAAGCCAUCCGAACGGCGGCCAUCCGAUCGGCAGUUCGAGCUACGCACGCGUCGGCGAUAGGUACGUUUUACACUUUUCCCGCCACACCUGGUGCCAAAACCAAUCACAUAAAAAGUGUGUGUGUACGUGUAUUGUUGUCACAAUACGACCAUUAUUCUUGCAUGUAAAUGUGUGUGGGGGGGCGUGCCAGAAGACGACGACUCUGCAACAGUUUGUUCCACUCGACACGCCCGGCGCGGAUUUCAAGAGUUUUGAGAGACUCGAUUAAUCCGAUUAGGUCUUCUCAUCUUCUGUCCAUAAUCCAGUUUCCCCCAUUCUACAGUACUCUCUCGAAUCCCCCGCUCCGAUUAUACUUUUGAUGUCAUUCUGUACUUCAUCGCCACCCUAUUCUAACCACGCGAACAGCGGUAGAUUUGCGAACAUGUCGAUUUCAGACGGUUCUAACGAAACAUCGCAAACCAGUACCUUUUUGAAAGCGCGUAGCCCACCCGGACUCAUGACGGUCACGGGUCCAUUGCAUUUUUUGAAAAUUGGCAUGAACCCUUGACGGUCACGAGUCCAUUGCAUUUUUUGAAAAUUGGCAUGAACCCUUGACGGUCACGAGUCCAUCGCAUUUUUUGAAAAUUGGCAUGAACCCUUGACGGUCACGGACCCAUGGAAUUUUUUGGGAAUUGGCAUAAACCCUUGACGAUCACGAGUUCAUCGAAUUUUAAAAAAAAUUGAACUUUUAACGACGCAUAGCCCACCCGGAUUUCUUGAUACUCAUAGUACUCUCCGUUCUCCUUCCGGCUGUCAAUUUAUGAGUAUACUGAGCUGCUCCAAUAAACUUGAUGCGGCGGUUUUCUCGUAUUUGCCCCAUAAAAUUUUGAUGAUGGCCAGCAGCAAGCAAUGCACAUUUCCCCCGGUCCCGACGUAUCCACUGGCUCCUCUCUGAUUUUUGUAAUCCUCUGCUGACCUCGAUCCACUCGAAUCUCGAUCGACCUCAUUGCAGUCGAGUCCGGUCCUGUAGAUCACUGACCACUGGUCACCCUCCUCCAAACUCUACCGCUAUUUAUGCAAAUUAACACUUUGACGGGCCGGAGAGAGCACGCGGAUCGGAGAGCGCCGCCGAGACGCACUGAUCUAUUUGUCCAAAUGCUCGAGAAACGGACUUUGCCGCUUCUUCUCUUUCCGGCCGAUUUGGUUUCGCCGUUGUUUUGCGGCCCUCCGGCAAUGCCAUCAUCGGCUCACCGUUAAACCCCUCCGCUCUCUUUUCUUCCAUCGUGCACAACUUUUUCGCCGACUUGGGAACUGGAUCAAAGUUCUAAAGUUCUUUCCCCGAAACUUGGACAAGCGCGCGCUAGAUUUAUGCGGCUUUAAAUCUGCGCGUUUCACCGAUUCCACAGGGAUUUUUGUUAGAAAUAUUAUCAAAAUGAGUGGAAGACUGUUUUCAUCGUGACCUACCGUAUCCGCUUAAAAUUUAAAGGCGCAGAACUCUAGCUCGCGUGACUAGCCCUUCUCACCGAUGUACAACAGAUGGAAGAAGCAUAAAAACAUGCUGAAACAAUUUCAUUUCCAUUCGAAAUGUCGCUGGAGCGCCCCGAACCUGUGUCACCAUCAAAACAUUGUGUUCCCAUUGGAACGUGAACGUUUGUUUGUACUCGCGAGAGUCAUCCUCCCCUCCUUUCCGCCCUUCCGUCCCCUCCAAUAGAAGCUAGAGGCCGGCCGCCCGGUGUUCCAUUUCGAUCUCUAUUUACACUUUCCGUUUUUGGGCUCCCUCUCCAUCUUCUUUCGCUCUCUGCUCCUCCUCUGAUCCGACGCUCUUUCUCGAUACGUUUGCACACCUUUCCCGUCAAAUCAUUCAGUGCUUCAGUGCUUGUAACCGAAACUUUUGAAUUGAAAGAAAAGGAUUUCGUAUUACAAAAGUCUUUCUUUUCACGCCACAACUGUUCGUGUUCAAUGAACCGCAAGUCAGUAGUAGUGGGCGUCUUUAUUGCGAUCAUUCACGGAUGAUUUGGGCCCAGGCCUUCUACCCAAGCUUUCUUCCCGGCCUACAGGCUACCUUCCCGGCCUACAGGCUUUCUGCCCAGCUCUGGGAUUCAGCCAUGAAAAGCGAACGAUUCACAUGGCCAAUCACCUCGCUUUGUUUUCCUUUCUCGUGAACUGUCAAAGAAGUGGACCCUUUCUCUGUACGAAUCGAAUUCCAUUUCGAAUUGUUUGCUUCUCGGGGCACUUUCUUCCGUUGAGGUUCCGGGGCAGGUCAAUUAAUGAUAACCGGAGAAGACGGACGCGCAAACAACAUCCGUCCAUGAUUCCGUGUCCCCCCCGCCCACGCAAUUCACUCGUUUUCUCGCUUUUCUUGACUUUCUUACACUGCUCUUACUCAUUUAUCAUUUGAACAUUGACACAAAAAAAACAGCGGAAAGAACGCAGCUGUUAUCGCUUGUCCGCUUGUCACUGGGGUCAUGUUUGAUCACUCACUCGGAGGUUGACCUACCUAAUCACUAAUGGAACAUUUGUGGGGGAAACAAUGAUAUCGGAACAACAUUAACUCAUUCAAAUAUUGUACUUUGCUCUGCUCUUCCUAGUCAGUUUACCAUUCAAAUUUUUUUGAGAAACUUGUCCAAACGUUCCGUUUUUUGUAUAAAUCAUGCAAAAAAAGCGAAGCAACCGCGCUCUAUCGCUCAAUUGCCGUCGCUCUUCCAUUCCCGGCGAAUUCUAGGCGAGCACCUCUACAAAAGCCCCCGAAAUUCGAAUUAUUCUCGCUUUUCACGAUUUCUUCGAGAAACUGUCGAGAAGACCCUAUUUUCUGUGAACAAUGUUCGAUCGGCAUGUUGCCAAGAAAGAGAGGGGGUGUCUAAUUCGAAUACCUUCCCUUCCCAUUCCCAUCUCUCUUUUGCACUUACACAUUUGCAUUAAUCGAAUCGAAUCGUUUUUCGCUCACUUUCUUGCAAAUGUGAAACGGAAUGGAAGUGUUUCUCAAUGCUAGAUUCGAUUUGCCACGUCACACCUCUCCGGGUGUGGGAACUAGAAUGAGAGUUUGCACAACUUCUCAGAGAACCGAUAAACGAACAAAGACCUUCGAAUUUGGGCAACGGAAUGCGCGUUUGCAUAAUUGCCGACCUUGAAACCGUUUCCUUGCUUCCGAUAUUUCAAAAUGAUCAACGUAAACAAUGCGUACACGCAAUCCCGACGAGAUAACGAAAAGAUAUUGUCCACUUCUUGCCGCGCCACUCGUCAUAAUCAUUUCUCUUCCAAUCUUCUUCUUCUUCUUCUUCCAUCAGCUGUUUCCAUGUCCAUGCAAAAACGAUUGAUAAAGUGAUAAAAUCAAAAGCUUCUUCUUCUUAUUUUUCUUCUUCUCUCUAUCUCUUUUCAUUAGUAUUUCUCUCUUGUCUCCGAUAGACUCAGACACUCAAAAACCAGGCGAGAACCUGCCUCCCCCUCCCUCCUCUCACUUCUUCUUCUUCUCACUUUCCCUCCCCUCGCUAUGCCCAUGAUCAUCUGUGCUCGGUUGGUACCAACUUUUAUCAAAUCUUAAGGACGUUAACCUGCAAUUGCAACUUUUCAGCUCCUUCUCUCCGGCGGUUCAGUCGGCGCCGGCAGUCGAACGACGAACGCACACCAACCUAUUCUCGCACGAUCAGUACGGUAAGUUGAGGGUCUAGUGAAGCGCGUUUUUGAACUGAACACAGGAACUGAAAAUUAGAACGAAAUUGUAGAGGAAAUCGAAAUUUGGGACCUUUCCCACAUUCCUUGCUUGGAUGCAUAAAUUUCUAAAUUUCUUAGAAGCAGCGAGUUUCAGACCAAUCAGAUUGUUUACCCGACUAGUCCCCAAUUUUCACAAAAACCCGGGCUUUUCAGCCUUUGAUUAUAUGAUCAUUAAUCUCUGGACCUGAUAUCGUUCUGAAACUUGGGCCCGAAAUACUUUAAUCCAAGACUGAAAAGCCCGCAAAAUUUGGGCCCAAUCGGAAUACCAGAGACUAGCGAAGCGCAUUCGCUCACCCGGUUAGCAUCGAAAAAGUGAAAAGUGAAAAAUCAUCAAAUAACACUUUUCAGAAACCGACAUCUCCGAGACACAGUCGGAUUUUGUGUCCUCGAGAAGAAAGAACCGUCUGUUCUCGGACGACGACGAGCAGGACUCGAGCCACGGCAGCGGUCAGUACCUGGCCGCACCACUGACCGAAGCGCGUCGAUCCGCGUCGCCCUCUCUGUACGUGCCGAACAACGAUCAGCUGAGAGGCUACCAGAGCAGCAAGUCGAUGAUGAAUCUACGGUAUCAUUGAUUUUUAGGCCCUUUAUUUUCAUCUUUUGGUUCCAGGGAUGUGACGGGUGGUGGCGGGGUUCGCGUGCAGACGGCCAAAGAACUGAUGCUUUCGCACAUUGCGUCGCAAAGAAACUCGCAGUCUGGUGAGUAGUCUUAUCUCCUUUUUAUGAUGAUCGGGCGAUUUUAUGAUGUGUUUCGUUCAGGAUCCUCCUCCAACUUGACGCCGAACACAUCUGGACGCAUGAAGUGGGGGGACAUGACGCCCCUUUCCUCCUCCACGAACAACAACGGUCAGUGCCUAGUGUUGUCAUAAACAAGCGCAGGUGUUCCCAGACGGGCGAAUGCACACAAAUAUUGAUUACCCUCGCUAUGCUCGCGCGUAUUAUUAUUCCUGUAUACAGUCGAAUGUCUUGACCGGAGAAGGAGGAAGAAGGCGACCAAUUCAAACUGUGUGUCCUUUUCAAUCAGCCGCCGCCCGUCUCCCCGAUUCCGCACACUCUCUCGUCAGGUGUCCGAUUUCGUCCCCCUCGGAGGCUUUCCACCUCCUCCUUUUCGACAUCGUCUCCUUAUACAAACUUUCCGCACAACUUCUCACACCUCACUCCUUUUUUCGCGCAUUCAUCCAUCCAUCACACACACACACAUUCUGCCGAAAAGUGUCACGUUUCUAUGAAUUGCAAAUAAGCGCCCUUUUUUUUUCAGACUGGCACCCUUCUUCCACAACAAUCGACAUUCAUCACGUCUCGCCCGUCAUGGCAACCUCGAUUCAGCCGUACGCCUACCGAAAUGAGCACCAUGGUGAGUUUCUUGCGAAAAAACUCGUUUCCGACAAAAAAGCGAUGCACAUGCGCUUUUUUGCACAAAUCAAACCUUUGGCAAAGUAAGAUUUCUGACGGGCUUUCGUGGCCUAGAAUUUGCAAAACAAUGGAAGAGCAAUAGAGCACGAUCGCCAAACUGUUUUGCGACAUAGCACCUGCCAGACAGGUGUCCCCAACUGACUUAAUUUGACAAAUGACCAAUUUCAAAUGGGAAAAUUUUCAAAUUCAGCCUCUCCGUACAACCUACCCGACUCGACCCAUCCCCCUCCGCUGGCGCCCCGCACAACUUCCCGCGUGGUGCUCUCGACUGCUCCGUCCCACCAGGCUCUCCAACAAAUCCAGGCGAACAGCAGUCCGUUCCGUCGCAAGUCAAUGGAUCGGAACAGUCUGUCGAAGAAGUUUCUCGAGAACGGAGGCGCCCAGCCGAAGACCGUCUGGAGUCCGUCGUCGCUCGCCAACGCGGGAGCUCCGCGCCGCAGCAACUCGAACCUGUUCGCCGCCGUCAACUCGGAAACGGCCACGCCGAUGACGAAUCUCUCCAGAAGGCGUAAGUCGUUAUCGUUAUGAAAACAAGUCAAAUAUCUCUCUCCCUCGCUCUCCCGACUAAUCGUCCGAUUCUCUGAUUCUCUGCGUCUCCGAUUCCUCCCCGAUUUUCCCGUUUCAGACACAGAUAGGCAACAGCAGAAACUGCGUUUUACGACCACCGUUCAAACGCGCGAGAUUUUUCUCGAUGACGAUGACGACGAUGUCGUUAGUUCGACGACACCGUCGUUCGGACCCAAGUCGCGUACACGAAUGGCGUACCGACGGCCGAGUACGGUAACCGUCGACACCCGCGACGCCGACGUGGCACGAAGACGUGUGAAAGUGCAGGAAAGAGGUGAAAACUGAAUAGAGCAGAAGCACACACACACACACUGUCACACGGUCAACUCCUCCUCCUCCUCCUCCUCCUCCUCCUCCUCCUCCUCCUCCUCCUCGUCCUUCGUCGCAUGAUUUCUUCGUCCGUCUAACUCUGUCCUUCCUAAUAUUUGGGCUCCCACACUUCCACCUUUCAAAUCAUUUUUUGGUUCCUAGGCUGCUUGUAAAGAUUCAUUUCGUUUUUCAGCCGAUGAUCUCAAUCUCAAUCUCAAUGUCAAUUCGGCACUUCGGAGUCGGAGUCAAAGUCCGAACAAAUUGGCGCUGAGCCAGAUGAUCGGCUCGCGCGGCGACACACCCUCCAGUCCCUCGUCGACCGGCGGUUCGAUCGUCGGCGCCGCGCGUGGCAUCCAACAACGUCGUCGCGACUCGGACGUCUCCUACGUUCGAUCGGCGACGCGUGGCAGAGACGAGAUGCGCAAGAGCACGGACGCGCUGAACAAACUUAUGGCGGUGCGCAGCAAGUUGCACCAGUCGAGCGAGAACCUGCGAAAGUCAACGGAGAACUUGGCGCUUCUCAAGAAUCUGGAGGAAGCGGCGGCGAGUCAGGGCACGCCGAAGACGAGGACCAGAAGCAGUAGCAAUCUGAGGAAUGCGGAGGCGCUCGGCAACAUGGAGUCGUUCGGAACUUUUGACGCCGACUCGAGAAUGAAGUCUGGGUGAGUUGUUGACCGCGAAAUUUGGCGACGAAAAAGGGCGCGGCCGCUUCGGAACUGAUAAGACCUUUUCAUUCGAUUUCAGCUCGACAAGUUCACUCGCACACUCUCGAAUGAUGGCGCGAAGCAUCGGAAACCUGAACGACAGCCUCGCGAUGGAGGGCUCUAUGAGCAACAACUACGACUCGCCGAGCAAACGACUCGCCAACACGAUUCAAAUGAUGAAGAAGGCGAGCAACCCGGACCUCACCGCCCCCGAGCAAUUUGAAGAUACGGGAAGUCCGUUCGCAAUGCGAAUGCACCGAGGCGCCGUUCAGAAGAAGAUGGACAGGUAUCGGGCGAAGAACAAGAGCGGACUGGCGGGCGGACGCAAUCAGACCUCCGAGGAGAGCGACUCGAACAACUCGGACAUGAUGCCGUUGAGCAUCAACAAGCGAGCUCUCGCGGCCGGCAACCGCUCGACGACCGCCUCCGAAUGCUCGCCGGUAUCCUCGCGCGGAUCGUCGUCGCUCGCAAGUGGACGUAAGUUUUCGGAUCAAGAUGUGACAAACGUCAGAUGACCCAAAAAGAUUUCAGCGAUCGGAAGCGGUCUUCCAUCGAGCCGUCGCAUGUACGACCAGCAAAGGAGCGGUCUCUCCGCUACCUCGACGCCCCGAAGAACCGGCAACAACUACCUGGUCACCAAGUUGAGCGAACAAAUGAACAAGUCGAUGGAGGGUCCGGAUCUCGGCAGCGACGAGUCGCCGCGUAGUUCGGUCAACUCGCAAGAGUGGCAGAACCUGAUGGAGAACUCGCAGGACGGAACCAGAAAUCGUAAGUUCGAGAAAAAUCAGCGAUCCCUUGUUUUCACGCAAUUCUCCCCCUCGCUCGAACCACCAUCCUUUGUUCUCCGUUUUACAGCGCUCAUUUGCCACGUUCAAGACUGUAUGGAGCAGCUGCGAAUCCACGUCGACAAGAGUCUUCAAGCCAAGAAACUGGUAAGCUCCACUCCCAACAAUCCUUUGUGAUCGUCGCUUCUACCUUCCUAACUGCUUUUCUUUCGUAGUCCCUUCAAAUCAGGGCUGGGCAACUGGGCUUUUCAAGGGCCGGCCCAUAACCCUAUCGGUCUGAAUCUUGGUCCCAAUAUUCUACAAUCCAAUUCCAAGAAGCCCGCAAAAUUUGGGGAAUAUCGCAAGUGGUUCAAAAGUCCACGCCAAGGCCGGCCCUGCCUUCAAGUUAGCCACAUUGUCGAACGAACAUUUUCAGGUGGAGGACGAUACGACUUUGGCUAUGGAACAAAAGAAGAUAGUUAUGUGUGAAAUCGAUCGAUCCAUCGAGCGAAUGAUCGAAAAACUCGCGCCGCCGAGCCUCAGGUACGCGCGCCCGAAUGGACCGCCCGACAAUUCCAAUGCAGUCGUUUUCAGUAAACCAUCAAAUGGAAACGACUACACUCCGAAAGGAGCGAACAUCUACGGAAUCCUCAAAGAGAACCUCUCCUCGCGACAAUGA
Caenorhabditis sp. 36 PRJEB53466 is the source of this 12976-nucleotide messenger RNA. The record is from the annotation of a GenBank genome assembly. NCBI's taxonomy places the organism in Eukaryota, Metazoa, Nematoda, Chromadorea, Rhabditida, Rhabditidae.